AUGACAGGCGCCGCGGAUGCGCGGCUGCUGCGGCAGACCACCGACUCGUUCACAGGCACCGGCGUCGACAAGUCCUGGAUGGUGCUGGCCACCACGGACGUGGCCGAGUCGCGUGCGCAGUCUGCGUCUCAAGGGUUUGAACACAUGGAGGCCACCGUCACCGCGCUCGCGACAGACCUCUAUCCGGGCAGCCAGGUCCGCACGUCCACGCCCAGCCUGAGCCAGAGCGAGGGCCCGGCCGGCGAGGUCUCCGCCGCCGCAUUUGGCCCCGUGGCCCUGUCCAAGGUCGACACUGAGACCGCCGUCACCGUCGCAGCCUCCAACGCCAUGCCGCUCGCACAGCCAGAGGGCACGCCCGGCACCUCGCGCGGCGUCACGCUCAGGACGUUUAACCCCACGAGCGCCACCGGCGUCGGCGCGAAGAAGGACGUUAUCGUGGGCGCCAGCAUCGGCAUGGCGCUGCUUCCAGCGGGCAGCUUCUCCCAAAGCGACACAGGUGACGGGCCCCACGCCAUCUCCAGCGCUGGGCAGGCUGUGGCGAGCUCCUUCUCCAGCCGCUAUGACGUCACCGCCCCCAACUUGUCAGGCGCGGGCCUGAACCGGCCCUGA
This is a messenger RNA of Monoraphidium neglectum, 609 nucleotides long. RefSeq lists its product as hypothetical. NCBI's taxonomy places the organism in Eukaryota, Viridiplantae, Chlorophyta, Chlorophyceae, Sphaeropleales, Selenastraceae. The record is from RefSeq and is a predicted model, not a curated record. The coding region runs from base 1 to 609 and encodes 202 amino acids. The transcript has 3 exons.